UGGGAGUGUGUUAGAGGAGAGGGGAGACGGGAAGAGACUUGAGCUUGGUUGCAGAGAAGUUGAGCCCCUGGGUUCUCACUGUGCUUGGAACCAUGGGGAAGGUUAUGACAGGAGCGGGUUGGUCCAGAUGGUACCAGAUUUCUCAACACCACAGGAGAGGCCCCUGUGCUUGAGGGAAGGAGCCCUGAUCCCAGUCCCAGAACAGGUUUGGUUUGGUGGAGAGACCUUCAUUGAGAGAUUCAUUCAUUCUCUCUCAGACAUUCAUACUCAUAUUCUCUCUCUGCUCUCACUUCCUCUUCCUUCUUCUUUCCCCUUCUCCCCACUCCCCUUCUCCUCAUCCUGAACCCAGAUCUCACAGCCUGAGGUCAUGGGAAGCGAACCCCCACCCUCUUAAGGCUCUGAAGAACCUCUCCAAGAUCCAGCACACUCCCCAUUUAGCCCAUUCUGCUGAGCUAGGAGCCCAUGGAGAGUCCCCUUGCGCCCACCUUCCCUCCCAGAGGACCCUGGCAUCAGGCCUUCCCCCUCCCCCGGGGACAUUUCUCAACCCUGAUUAAUCACAGGGGCGGCCCCAGGGAGGAGGAAGGAAGAUCUCUAUGGCUUACCAUAAAGAAGGCCAGGCGCCCAGCUGCAGGCCGCUGGACCUGCGCCCAAGGUCAUGAAGCUGGGACUCACCUUCUUGGUGUUGCUGUCUCUGCUGGCAGAUCACUGUGGAGCCGACACCCGUGCCGUGGGAGCCCGGGAAUGCCAGCGCCACUCUCAGCCUUGGCAGGCGGGCCUCUUUUACCUCACCCGACAGCUCUGCGGAGCCACGCUCAUCAGCGACAGAUGGCUACUCACAGCUGCCCACUGUCGAAAGCCGUACUUGUGGGUCCGGCUCGGGGAGCAUCACCUGUGGCAGUGGGAGGGCCCCGAGAAGCUGCUUCUGGCCACGGAUUUCUUCCCCCAUCCUGGGUUCAAUGCGGAUCUCUCUGCCAAUGACCACAAUGAUGACAUCAUGCUGAUCCGGCUACCUAGGAAGGUCCAGAUGAGUGCAGCUGUGCAGCCCCUCAACCUCAGCCAGAGCCUCCCGAACGUGGGCUCCCAGUGCCUUAUCUCUGGCUGGGGCAGUGUGUCCAGCUCCAAAUUACAGUACCCAAUGACACUGCAGUGUGCCUACAUCAGCAUCCUGGACAACAAACUUUGUCGCUGGGCUUACCCAGGUCACAUCUCCGAGAAGAUGCUGUGUGCUGGCUUGUGGGAGGGAGGCCGAGGCUCCUGCCAGGGUGACUCUGGGGGACCUCUGGUGUGCAACGGAACCCUGGCGGGUAUAGUGUCUGGGGGAUCUGAGCCUUGUUCCAGACCCCAGAGACCCGCUGUCUAUACCAGCGUAUGCCACUACCGGGACUGGAUUCAAAAAACCAUGGAAGAAAACUGAGUCCAUGCUAAGGACAGACUGGAGAGGACGAUGGAAGCAGGACGGGAAGAUACUGUAGGACUCCACAGCCCCAGCUGCUCUCCCUAGCCUCCCUGUCACAACCCUGGACGCUGAAACUCCGCCCCCUCAGGCUCUGCAACCGACUCCACUCCUUAGGCUCCGCCCCAAGACUCCACCUCUUAGGUCACUCCGCUCCCAGGCAAAUCAAUUAUAACACGACCACGCCCCCUCAGAGACACUCCAGACUACAUGACUUUAAUCACCACUCUCUGGAGUAGCCCAGCCCUUAAGAUCACCGCCAAGAAAUAUCUUUCACUAAACAGCUGCAUCCCUCCAAAUUUUACCGUGUAGGAUGCCUUCUCUGGACUCCACCCCGCGUGGCCCCACCUCUGGUGAUGCCAGGCCUACGUUAACUUCAGGCAGUUUGGGGUUCUACCCAGGCCGUGUUGUGGGUUUGAUGAGGGGAUGGUGGGGGCAUUGAUCUUUCCAGAGCCACUGAAUGAAUGAGAAUAAAGCAUAGGGGCGGUGA
This is a messenger RNA of Mesocricetus auratus (golden hamster), 1943 nucleotides long. It is a transcript of the gene Klk9, whose product is annotated as kallikrein related peptidase 9. Gene Ontology annotation, molecular function: serine-type endopeptidase activity. NCBI's taxonomy places the organism in Eukaryota, Metazoa, Chordata, Mammalia, Rodentia, Cricetidae. The transcript has 5 exons. The record is from RefSeq and is a predicted model, not a curated record. Gene Ontology annotation, biological process: proteolysis. Bases 656 to 1414 code for a protein of 252 amino acids.